ACCCUCGGCCUCCACGAGCCCCCCGGGGCUUUUCCGAGUUCACUUCGGAGCCGUCGCUCUCGCCCGUUUCGUUUCCUCCUUCGGAGGUUUCGCUUUUCUCUCAAAACCCGAAGGGGAAAUUCCCUCCCCCGAAUUUGCUGGCGCUCGACUUUCAGGCGGCCGCCACUCUCAGCUCGUCACCGCGGCCGCCAGCACGGUCCCCAGCACGGUGGCCGUUCCCUCUGCUGUCCCCUGGAGUGAUGGAGAUGGAGGAGGUGUUCCUGCAGCUCUGGGGGGAGGUGGCCAGGCUGCAGGAGCUGUGCUCGGAGCAGGGGAGGCUCCUCCAGAGGCUGAGGGCCAGGAAGGGACCAGUCCUCGACAUCCCGGUGUCGCUGCCUAUCCAGUGCACGGAGGACGUGGUGCCAGGGGAUGGGCAAAGGUCACCUGAGAGCUGCCAAAACCACCCAGGGGCUCUGACAUCCUCCACAUCCCCCCUGGAGGGCUCUGCUUGUCCCAUGGAACAUCCCCAGGCCACCAACAGGCUCCCCCCAGGCCCUGGGAAUGGCGUCGGAACCGGAGGAGCCGCAGCUUUUGGCAGCAGCGAGGGGGAGAAGGGAGAUGUGCCCACCUGGAUGAGAACCUGGAUCCUCCCUGUCCCCUGGGAAGGAAGAAGAGCCCCCUGCAGCCUUCGGGAGCUGGAGACACUAAAUCCAGGGGCUGGGGGCUCCUUCCCAAAUCUUCUGGAUCUCUACAGAGCCCCAGAAGUGCUUGAGAGGGAAGAUGCUCCCAGGGACGUGGUUCUCCCUGGGGAGGCUCUGGUGGAGAUCCGAGGGCCUGUGAAGACGUGCUGGACUCCAGGCUGGGCGCUGGAGGAGGAGAUGCUCAGGCCCAGCCCCACCUGUGAGGCUGCUCCAGCCUGUGACCUGUGCCGGGAGAUUUUCCCCUCGGAUGCAGCCGGACACGUGGAAUAUUUGAACCAUGUCUUGGCCCAUCUGGAGUAGGACGUGUCUUCCCAAUGGGAAAUCCAUGGAUUUGCACCACAGGACAGACUCUGGACAUUCCCAAGCUGGACUUGAUGGCCUUGGAGAGCUUUUCCAGCCCUGGGAUUCUGUGGCUGAUUCCGGGAUCCUCCUGCUGGCUUGGACUGGGAGCAGCUGCCACGUUCCCCAUCCUUCUCCAUGUGGAAUGAACUCCCAGAUUUGGAUUAUCCUGGCUGUGUUUUGGGUUACUGAUUUCUGUGGAUAUUGAAGCCAAUCCUAUCCUGGGGUCUGGAGCUGCAACUCCUGGGGAAAGGGAAUUUCUCAAAAUUUGCCUUAGAGUGGAAAUGAAUCUUCCAUAAAUAGUCAGGGAUGUUUGGGAAGACACAUUGGCUUUCUCUGGGAGUUUGGAAGGUUGGGUGGGAGAAUCUCAAGGUUUUUGGGGCCACUAAGUAUUAUUUUAAUUCAUUAACAGUAAUUUGAGAGUUUUAUGGCACUUCCAUCAGUGCUAUCCAAUGUGUUUCCCAAAGGAUUUCACUGCAGCAGUGGGGAAAUUGAGGCACAAAUCACGGAUCAUCUUCAAAUCCCUUUUUUCUUCUGGAAAAAUCUCAUCUCAGGCUUUUCAAUUUUGUAAGUUUCUCCUAAAGUGGAUUUGGCAUCUCCUGUUUGAGAAAACUUGUGUUGAAAUGGAGAGCCAGGUUCUCCUCUAAUUCCAGGGAUUGGGAAGAAUUGGGAUCUCCAGCUCCAACAUUCUCCUCUUUGGCAGCACAGAAAAGUCAGGAGUGAAUUUUCUUCCCCAAAGCAGAACCACAUUAAUGGAUUUACCCAUGACAAACCCGCACGUCCCCAGCGCCCCUGGAACCAUUUUCCAAGACAAAUCCCACAACUUCUUUCUCUGGAUCCGCAGCUUUGACCUUGGAU
Molecule: messenger RNA, 1877 nt
Organism: Poecile atricapillus (Black-capped chickadee)
Lineage: Eukaryota; Metazoa; Chordata; Aves; Passeriformes; Paridae
Exons: 4
Coding region: 240-980 (246 amino acids)
Biological process (GO): canonical NF-kappaB signal transduction
Source: RefSeq, a predicted model, not a curated record